Oryza brachyantha (malo sina) is the source of this 2169-nucleotide messenger RNA. RefSeq names its product eukaryotic translation initiation factor 5B. The record is from RefSeq and is a predicted model, not a curated record. The transcript has 7 exons. Gene Ontology annotation, biological process: chromatin remodeling. Bases 196 to 1788 code for a protein of 530 amino acids. NCBI's taxonomy places the organism in Eukaryota, Viridiplantae, Streptophyta, Magnoliopsida, Poales, Poaceae. Gene Ontology annotation, cellular component: Ino80 complex.
GUCCCAACAAGAAAAAAAAAGGAAAAGAAGAAGAAAAAGAAAAAUAAAAAUAGAGAGAGAGGUCUCGUCUCCUCCGUCGUCCUCCCGCGCGAGUUCUCCCGCCGCCUGCGCCGAUCUCCGGCGAGCAGGGCCGCCGUCGUUCCUGCUGUUUCCGUUGCAUCAUCACCGCAGUUUUGUUCUUCCCAAGAAGCUUCCAUGUCCCACGUUAGAUCCGCCGCUGGCGCUCCUAGGUUGGAUAAUUCACUCACGAGGAGGCGCCGGAGCAGCGGCACGCCGAGGCGGCCCAGGCCGGAGAGCAGCCCUGCGGCGGAGAAGCCAGACGCCUCGUCUUCGUCGUCGGCUGCUGCCGCUGCGGCUGCUUCAGAUGAGGAUGCUGCCAGCUCCGACGGCGAGGUCCCAAGGAGGGAGGUUCAUCUCGACGGCGGCCCUUCUCCGGAUCGUGCCACCGAGGGCGUCCUGUCCCCUGCUAAUCCGAGAGGCUUGCACAAGACCAAGGGGAGCAACCAGCUGCAUUCAGAGGGAUCAGUUGGUGGUGGUGGUGGUGGUAGUAGUAGCCAUGGCGCGCGUGUUAUGACGGCGAAUCAUGAGCCGUCGACCGGUGAUAAGACAAGGAAGUUGAAGCUCAAGAUCGGUGGAAUCCGCCGCAGCGCGCCUGCCAAACCGAGCCCCGACGUGUCGGAUUCCAGGUCCUUGCCUGCAAAGCCCCCGCGGCCGGGAGAUUUACAGCAAAGGCAAAAACAUGGUAAUAAGGCUGAAGGCACAAAAGAUUCCAGUAGGCUGCCCUCUUCACGAGACAAGAAAACCAAAAAGGAGAAAUCAAUUGAGGAUGCAUCAACUCCAGAACAACCCGCGAAAUUUCAGAGAGAACCAUCUUCAGAUCCUGUCCGGAAGAGUAGGAGGCUUUCUAAGAAACCCAUUGUGGACAGUGAAUUAGAUGAGGACUAUGAUACAAAUAUUGUUGAAGAUCUUGGAACUUCUGAAGGCACAGAAGUCCAUACUCGUGAGCCUACAAAAAAAGUUGGAAGUAGCUCUAAGAAGAAUACCACAAAGAAAGCUAAAAGUAGGAGCACAGCGUAUGAGAUCGAUAAUGAUUUUGUUAGUUCUCGAUCAAUCAGGGAUAGCAAGAAAAGGUCUAGGGAAUCUACUGAUGUUGAUAAUACUGAAGAGGAACCUGCAUCCGACAAUGAGCUUGAUGCAAAAAACAGGAAGCAAAAGUCAGUCACGGAAUCUCCUUCUAAUGUCAGAAGUGAGCCCUUGACAACACGUCGCCGUGCCCUUCAAUCAUGGAUGGAUGGGAGCAGCAACAGUGCUAUUGAGUUCCCUGAUGGUUUACCAUCAGCUCCUUCUAGAAGCAAGAAGGAUAAGCUUUCUGAAGAGGAAAUGCAUGCCAAGAAGGCAGAGGCCGCUCAGCGGCGCAAGAUGCAAGUGGAGAAGGCUACUAAAGAAAGCGAGGCUGAAGCUAUAAGGAAAAUUUUGGGCCUGGACUCAGAGAAGAAGAAAGAAGAGAGGAAGCAAAAGGAGCGAGAGGAGAAGGAGAGAGCAGCCAGAGCUCAAACUCUUCCUGGAAACACCAUCAGGUGGGUCAUGGGGCCAUCGGGCACCGUGGUUUCAUUCCCAGAAGAAGUAGGCCUCCCCAGCAUCUUCAACUCCAAGCCUUGCAACUACCCUCCCCCACGAGAGAAAUGCGCUGGACCGUCCUGCACGAACGCGUACCGGUAUAGGGACUCCAAGCUGAACCUCCCCCUUUGCAGCCUGAAAUGCUACAGAGCCGUCCAUGGGAAUGCCUGAUUGGCAGGACGCUGGCAUAUUCGCUGUUUUCGCGAUCAGUUCUGUUCUGUUCUAUAUACUGGUGGAUGUAAGAUAGGAAGAUUACCCCUCGCGAUGCAUAUCUGUAGUUGAGAUGAGUUGAUAGAAAAGAUAAAGCUGUCCAAUAAGCGCCUGCAUGCAUCAUGUCUGGCUGUCUUCGUAUUUACAUACAUACAUGUAGAUCUGUCUGUACAAAGAUUUCAUACUGCAGCAAUCUGUGUUCAGGGCUUGUGAGCAGAUGUACUGCUGCUGCUGGCCCCUGAUGCCUGUUUUGCAGACAUAUAUUAUGUAAUGUAAUAUGCAUAUGGAGAAGCAGAAUAAGUUGUAGGUAUCUAAAGUGGCUGUUUCAUUUCUUCAUUCAGU